Molecule: messenger RNA, 1074 nt
Organism: Exophiala aquamarina CBS 119918
Lineage: Eukaryota; Fungi; Ascomycota; Eurotiomycetes; Chaetothyriales; Herpotrichiellaceae
Exons: 5
Coding region: 1-1074 (357 amino acids)
Biological process (GO): butanediol biosynthetic process
Cellular component (GO): cytoplasm
Molecular function (GO): zinc ion binding; (R,R)-butanediol dehydrogenase activity
Source: RefSeq, a predicted model, not a curated record
AUGCGCGCUCUUCGAUAUCACGGAAUCAAAGACCUGCGGGUCGACGAUAUUCCCGAACCUAAAUGUGGAGACACCCAGAUCAAAAUCAGGCCUGCAUUUUGUGGAAUAUGCGGGACAGACUUACACGAGUAUUCGUCCCCAACAUUCAUCCCUCAAAAGGAUGCUCCCCAUCCCGUCACUGGGGAAACGAUGCCGAUUGCGAUAGGCCACGAAUUCAGUGGAGAAAUUCUGGAGAUCGGGUCGAAAGCGGAGAAUCCGACCAAGCUCAAGGUUGGCGACAAGGUUGCUGUCCAGCCUACCGUUUGCUGUUUCAAAUGCGGGCCGUGUGGUGAUGGGUACAUCAACUGUUGUGACAGUUCCGGGUUUGUCGGGCUGAGUGGUGGCGGAGGAGGCAUGACCGAUGCUGUGUGCGUGGAUCCGCAGUUCGUCUUCAAGCUCCCGGGACAUAUCCCUCUGGAUGUUGGUGCUCUUGUUGAACCGCUCGCUGUUGCGUGGCAUGCCGUCGAUCAAUAUCCCAUCAAAGAAGGUGAUGAGGCCUUGGUCAUGGGUGCUGGGCCAAUCGGCCUAGGAGUGAUUCAAUGCUUAAAGGCGCGAGGGGCCAAGACCAUCAUUGCAGUCGAAGUCGCCAAGGAUAGACAGAAAUUUGCUGAGCAGUUUGGUGCAACUCACGUCAUCGAUCCUACGAAAGAGGAUGUGGUCAAACGGGCAAAAGAGAUAUGUGGUGGGAAUGGACCGCACGUCGCGUUGGAUGCCGCUGGUGUGCCUCAAAGCGUCAAAUCUGCGGCACUGGCGGUGAGGGCUAGAGGAACGGUGGUGAAUCUGGCAAUAUGGGAGAAGGAGAUCCCGUUCCAGCCAAACAACUUUGUUUUUGGAGAAAAGAAGUAUCUCGCAAUCCUAGGAUACCUCAAGGAGGACUUUGCGGGUGUCAUCGAAGCUUUGAAUGAUGGAAGCCUGAAGCCAGAGCAGAUGAUCACCAGCACCAUAAAGAUUGACCGAGUUGUCGAAGAUGGAUAUCGUGCCUUAAUCCACGAGAAGGACAAACAUGUCAAAAUCUUGGUUGAUUGCAGAGCGUGA